Messenger RNA from Penicillium malachiteum, 1590 nucleotides. RefSeq lists its product as uncharacterized. Gene Ontology annotation, molecular function: carbohydrate:proton symporter activity. The transcript is spliced from 2 exons. The coding region runs from base 1 to 1590 and encodes 529 amino acids. NCBI's taxonomy places the organism in Eukaryota, Fungi, Ascomycota, Eurotiomycetes, Eurotiales, Aspergillaceae. Gene Ontology annotation, cellular component: membrane. The record is from RefSeq and is a predicted model, not a curated record. Gene Ontology annotation, biological process: transmembrane transport; carbohydrate transport.
AUGUCAUCGGAAUUACCAGAUCACCAAGAGUUGCGAGAAGAUAAAGAACCUACUGUGGUUUCUUCUACCCCGGAUUAUACUACUGAGACUCAGGAGAAGACACGACUACUUGACGAAAUUCGCAAAUAUCCCAAACUAUCCGCUUAUUCGCUCGGCUUAGCACUUGCCUUCCUACUCACCGGCUACGAUACUGUUAUCCUUGGAACCAUCACCGCUGUCCCUUACUUCAAACGAGAAUUCGGCGAGCUUUACGACGGCUCUUUCAUCAUCCCUUCAUCAUGGCUAUCUAUCUGGAGUGCAUUCGGCCCAAUCGGUUCGAUGGCAGGUGCUGCCGCCGCUGGAUGGUUUCAAGAUCGACUGGGUCGUCGCUGGUCUCUUGCAGUUAGUUGUGUGGUUUGUGCCGUCGGUAUCGCGAUCGCGUUCUGCGCGAACCUACCCGCUGCGAUGGAUUCUCGACGAGGAACCUUCCUCGUCGGGCGAGCCGUGCAGGGUCUGGGAGUUGGUGGUGCCAUGGCUGGUGCCCAAACAUAUCUUUCCGAGACUGUCCCAACUACCUUGAGAGGAUCUGCGAUGGCACUUUCACCAACAUUUAUGCUUCUUGGUGAACUCAUUGGUGCUGCUGUGAUCUAUGGUUGUGAGCAUAAGGACUCAUCAGCUGCUUACCUGAUCCCUUUUGGCACGCAGUGGGUCACUACUUUGCUUCCAUUCAUAAUCGCUGUCAUCAUGCCGGAAAGUCCUUCUCACUUGCUGCGCAAGGAGCAGUACGACGAAGCACACAGCGCCAUGAAGAAACUUCAUGGUUCCAAGAAGGAUGUUUCCCCUCUUGUUGAAGAGCUGCGUCUAUCAAUCAUUCAGGAAGAGCAUCUAUCAGCUGAGCUCUCUUACUGGGACUGCUUUAACAGCGUGAACCGUCGACGAACCCUUAUCGUGGCAUUUGCAUUCACAGUACCCAGUCUUUUCGGUGUUCCUCUUUUGUCAAGCGCCAGCUACUUUAUGCAAGUUGUCGGAAUGUCUUCAUCUCUCAGUCUUAUCGUUCUAAUCAUCGGCAUUAUCUUGGGUCUCAUUGCUAAUGGCCUUGGUGUCUGGCUCAUGAGCCGAGUUGGGCGGCGUCGCUUGAUGCUUACUACGUUGGCAAUUUCGACUGUAAUUUGGUUGAGCAUGGGAAUUGCGGGAUGCUGGUCUGGCGAUGUUGUCAUUUGGUACACCGCUGCUUGCAUGAUGGCUGUUGUGGCUGUCUGUGGAAUGGGCGCCUGGCCCGCCUCAUUCGCUGUUUCUGGAGAGGCCUCUGCGCUACGUCUUCGCGCUAAGGCCCAGGGAGUGGGAGUCCUGUGUUACAUGCUGUCAAACGUUGUUUUCAACCUCGUUCUGCCUUACAUCUACAACACCGAUGAAGGCGAUCUGAAGGGCAAGACAGGCUUUGUAUAUGCUGGUUUGUGCUUCAUAGCCUUUGCUGUGACCUGGCUCGUAGUGCCUGAAAUGAAGGGCCGUACAGCAUUGGAGAUUGACGCAAUGUUUGAGUCGAAUAUCCCCACUCGGGCCUUCUCAAAGUGGUAUAAUGAGGAGACACGUGUCAAGGGUGAUGAUGUAUAG